This is a messenger RNA of Ramularia collo-cygni, 1527 nucleotides long. RefSeq lists its product as uncharacterized. Lineage: Eukaryota; Fungi; Ascomycota; Dothideomycetes; Mycosphaerellales; Mycosphaerellaceae. The transcript has a single exon. Bases 1 to 1527 code for a protein of 508 amino acids. The record is from RefSeq and is a predicted model, not a curated record.
AUGGCCGAGCCUUCACCCUCACCACGCUCGGGGUCAGCGGCCCCAUCCUCGCCACGCGCUGCUGCAAGUGGUAUUGAGGGAACCACCCUUGACGGUGGCGGCACUGCACCACAGCCGCAAAGCGCGACCUUUGUUCCUCCCUGGCGCCGACCAACCAUGGCGGGACAUGCACUGAACGGCGAUGCUGAAGGCGCUCGGCGUCCCUCGGUCCAGUUUGUGCCCAACAUAAAARGCGCAUUAGGUUCACGCUCUUCCUCCGCGCGACCACCAUCAAUCAGACGCAGCCUGGGCGGCGCAACACCAUCGACAACUGCACCAGGGUCGAGACGUAUGAGUUCUCCGCCUCCACCUGCACAAUUCCGGCCCAAGGUGUCAUUCGACACUUUCGCCAACCCCUCCGCUUCCGACUUUUCUCUCACCUUGAACCGGAAGYACCGCGACUACGAAUACACCAAACGAUCACGAACCUUUCUCUGCGGCACCGACACAAACGACUACAGCGAUACUGCGCUGGAGUGGUUGAUUGACGAGCUGGUAGAUGAUGGCGAUGAAGUCGUGUGUUUGCGAGUCGUGGAGAAGGAUAGCAAAGAAGCAUCCAUUUGGAGCAGAGGGCAAGGCACUCGUGGAUACAAAAGAGAGGCGGAACGCUUUCUUGAGGAGAUUGAGAAGAAGAACACAGAUGAUCGCGCUAUUAGCUUGGUUCUGGAGUUCAGCAUUGGUAAAGUGCAAGAUACCAUCCAGCAAAUGAUUCGAAUCUACGAGCCGGCGAUCCUGGUUGUGGGGACACGAGGAAAGAGUUUGACCGGCUAUCAGGGAUUGCUAAGUUCGGGCAGUGUGUCGAAAUACUGCCUUCAAUACUCGCCCGUUCCUGUCAUUGUAGUCAGGCCUAGCAGCAAGCGCGAAGCCAAGAAGAGGAAGCGUCUGCAGGAUCCCGCGAGGAGUGGCUACAGAGACAUUCUGGACAAGUCGGAGGAUGCGGCUCGCGGGCGAGGUGGACAUUUACUGGAUACGAACAAUCGUCUUUCCCUCUUUGGACCGGACCUCGGGGCCUUGGGCGAGCUUGGCAGUCCAGGAAACCCGGAUGACGAAGCUAGGAGGGUGGCCGAAGCAAUCGGAUAUCGUAACAGCGCCUUUCACCCAGCCUCUAAUGUGCGUGCUACAUCUCGCGGUAACUCACUUUCACGCGUCACAUCUGCUCGCUCCGCAGAUGAAAGUAAUGGCAAUGAAAUUGGUCGUCUACUCAAGUCUCCAGAGCUUGGAGUUGUUGAUUCACCCCCUGGUUCUGACGAUGAGGAUGACUUUGAUGAGGAAUGGGAACUCCGGCCUGAAGAUGAGGCUGCUCAGCUUGCUUAUGAACGGGCUCAGACCAUCACCGAGGAGCUAAAGGAUGAGGCCGAAGAGCGAACUAAGCGAGCGGAGAGGGGGAAUAGUCGGGGACGAAGGAAUACAGAGGGAAGCGAGAGGGGAGAGGGAGGUGGGGCUGCGGUGCUGGAUCUUUUGGCCAAGCUCGACCGCGGCAUCAACUAG